CUGAUGUCUGGUCGUGAUUCGGUCAUGUAGUGUUUUAAACUAUCCAGAGCGGCGGAGGAUUGUGUUUUUCUACAGACUGAAGCAGAUAGUUGGGGUUUUGGAGGAUGUUUUUAUUCAUUCUUCUGUCAGCUCUAGUCCUGUGUGGAUGUGCUCAAUACUCCAGCGACCAGUGCAACUGGACAGGAAGCGGGCUGACGCACGAGUCUCACGCGCGGGACGUGGAGCAGGUUUACUUGCGCUGUGCCGAAGGCUCUUUGGAGUGGCUGUAUCCCACGGGAGCCGUGAUCGUGAACCUGCGGCCCAACCUGUCGUCCUCCACACGCCUCCUCGCCUGCCUGAAGCCCCGGAGGGACUCGCGCGGGGCCACGCUGUUCCUGGAGCGGGCCGGGGAGCUGCGGGCGCUGCUGUCGGAGGAGGAGCAGGCCGCCGGGGUCGUGCGCUGCUUCAGCCUCGAGGAGGGGGCGCUGUUCGUGGAGGCGUCCGCGCGCCGGGACAUCAGCCGCAGGGUCACCGCCUUCCAGUAUCAGCUGAUCCCCACGCAGACGCCAGGAGACCGGCCCUACUCGCCCGCAGCUCCAUGCAGACCCUGCACUGAUGACCAGCUGCUCAUGGCGCUCUGCACCAGUGACUUCGCGGUGCGCGGCAGGAUUCGCCACGUGGAGGAGGAGGAGGAUGAUGAAGGUCAGGUGCCUGUGCUGCUGUGGUUGAGUCGUGUGUAUCGGCAGAAGAGUGGUGUGUUUGUGUUGCUGCGCGGGCGCUGGACGGGGCGAGUGAAGAUGCCGAUGCGCUGUGACCCGCGCGCGGGACAGGACGACUUCCUCUUCACAGGACACCUGCGCUUCGGAGAGCCCUGGGUCACAUGUGCUCCGCUGUACACACACUUCAUCACACUGUACCGCUCCGCUCUCCACGCGGGGACGAACCCCUGCCACAUACACACUGACUGA
This is a messenger RNA of Rhinichthys klamathensis goyatoka, 947 nucleotides long. It is a transcript of the gene metrnlb, whose product is annotated as meteorin like, glial cell differentiation regulator b. The coding region runs from base 105 to 947 and encodes 280 amino acids. NCBI's taxonomy places the organism in Eukaryota, Metazoa, Chordata, Actinopteri, Cypriniformes, Leuciscidae. Gene Ontology annotation, biological process: energy homeostasis; positive regulation of brown fat cell differentiation. The transcript is spliced from 4 exons. Gene Ontology annotation, molecular function: hormone activity. The record is from RefSeq and is a predicted model, not a curated record.